AACAGAAAUUAGAAGGAGUAAGGAAGCAAUUAGAGUGAGCAUCAAAGCUUAGCUACAUCUGUUUUCUGUUAAAUGUGUAAAGAAUUGAAUCUACGAUAAAUAACAAAGGAAACAGAAUUUCAACCCUUUGUUGUGUUUUGUGAUUCAGAGACUGUUGGAUUAAGUCUGAAGUCAGGAUCUUGAAGUUUCAGCAUGAUGAGUCGUCCGCAGAGCUUCAUAGAAGGUGAAGCUCCUGACUUUCAGCAUGCAAAAUCAAAGAGAGGGUCAAAGGUCACCACAGAGAGAGUGGCACUGGUGGUUCUCUGUAUCCUGCUGGCAGCUGCUCUCAUCGUUAUUUGUUGUCUCUCGUCUGACAAAAUUAGAACGAACAAAGAGCUCGAAAACCUGAAACAUCACAAAAUGAAGUGUGAAAGUAAUCUGACAGAGUCUCUCGCUAAGAUAAAAUCAUGCAGCACGGUGCAGCCGACCUGUCCAGGACCUAAAGUAAUAAAUGGUCCUUGUUAUAUAUGUGAAGAAGGCUGGGAGCUACAUGGAGGAAAGUGCUAUUACUUCUCCAACAAUAAAUCAUCCUGGAACGAGAGCAGAGAUGAGUGUAGAGCUAAAAGAGGAGACCUGGUUAAGAUAGACAGCAGAGAGGAGCAGACUUUCCUGGAGAGAAGACUGAGAGAUGUAAUGACUGAAGUUCAGGACAAGUUCUGGAUCGGACUGACAGACUCAGCAGUAGAGGGCAGAUGGGUGUGGGUGGACGGAUCACCACUGAAUGAAAGUUUGGAGUUUUGGAGCAAAGGUGAGCCAGACAAUUGGAAAAGUGAACAUCCUGAUGGAGAGGACUGUGUGAGGAUGGGGGAAAAAGGCGGAGCUAAAGAUCUGAAGUGUUGGUUUGAUGCAGUUUGCUCAAAGCCUCACAGAAGUAUUUGUGAGAAAGCAGGAUAUGGAGGACAGUAUAUAUGUUCCUUAAAUUGACAUAUGAAACACCAGAACGAAGUUGUUCAAACAGAAAUAAAGUGAACAUAGAAAACA
Messenger RNA from Oreochromis aureus, 1020 nucleotides. RefSeq names its product CD209 antigen-like protein E. Lineage: Eukaryota; Metazoa; Chordata; Actinopteri; Cichliformes; Cichlidae. The record is from RefSeq and is a predicted model, not a curated record. Bases 193 to 963 code for a protein of 256 amino acids. The transcript is spliced from 7 exons.